AUGCUAUGCCCUUCGAAUAAUUUCGCUCUUCAACUUAAUAAAUAUUUUGCUGAAAAAGUCAUUCCACGAAAGAAUGCCAUCUACAAAGCUGUUCGUGAAGUUUCCAAAGUCGUUACUGAAGUUUUACGUGAAGUCGAAGCACAAGAACCACGAUUUAUUUCAUCGCUCAAUGAAAUCAACGGUCGAUUCGAAGGUCUCACAGUGGUGUCACAUACAGAAUUUGAGGUUGUUUUAUAUUUAAACCAAAUGGGUGUAUUCAAUUUUGUCGAUGAUGGUACGAUACCAGGCUGUGCCGUAUUAAAACUAUCCGAUGGACGAAAACGAUCAAUGUCACUAUGGGUGGAAUUCAUUACUGCAAGUGGUUAUCUAUCAGCACGAAAGAUUCGUUCACGUUUUCAAGCACUUGUUGCUCAAGCUUGUGAAAAAUGUGCCGGCCGUGAUUAUGUGAAACUGUUAACUGAUACAUCUGAAGUUCGACUUCGUAUACGUGACAAGUUUAUUGUACAUAUUGUACCGGCAUUUCGCUGCGCAGGCUUGUGGCCACGUUCGGCUGCGCAUUGGCCAUUUUCACCAACGCAAUUUCCCACAUGGCCAAAUCCUAAUCAAAUCAACGAUGUUAAAAACGAAGGAUUUAAUAUUCUGUCAAAAGAGUCGAUCUAUAUGAAAGAUAAACAAGCGAGUUCCGAAGGCGAUGCUUGGGUUAUGUCAUUUACCGAAGCUGAAGAUCGUCUUCUACAAGAUGGAACGCGACGUAAAUGCUUAUCAUUAUUGAAAACAUUACGCGAUCGUAACUUUGAUUCGUCACCAAUCACCAAUUACGUUCUCAAAUGUUUAGUUCUAUACGAAUGUGAAAAACAUCCCAAUGAACAUGAGUGGUGCGAUGACAAUUCCUUGGGUGAUCGUUUGAAUGGAAUUUUGCUACAAUUGAUAUCUUGUCUACAGUGCCGAAAAUGUCCACAUUACUUUCUUCCGAAUGUCGAUUUAUUUAAAGGCAAGUCUCUUCAAUCGUUGGACAAUACUGCUAAGCAAUGUUGGCGUUUAACUCGUGAAAUGCUCAUUAAUAGUCAUUGUCUUGAUAGAUUGUAG
Messenger RNA from Adineta ricciae, 1086 nucleotides. Lineage: Eukaryota; Metazoa; Rotifera; Eurotatoria; Adinetida; Adinetidae. The record is from the annotation of a GenBank genome assembly.